AGCAUCUUUUGACCUGCGCUGACUUUAAAGCAGUCUGAACACUAGUUCGUGAACUCUCUUUCAGCUUCUCUCUUUCUUGUUUUUUUUUUUGGUUCUCUUUGCUCUCUGAGUCGUCGUGUCAGCAUGCAGCUUUUAGCCAGCUUAGUGUCUCUGCUGCUGGUGCUGUACAGUGUGAGAGCAGCAGCCGUGCUUCCACCGGAGGAAAGGAUUCCAACAGAUAACAAGGAACUAAGUAAGGAGCGGAGGGAAUUGAUCGUCAAACUGCUCACCCUUCUGCUGGAUGGUGCGGACAACGACGUGCUGGCCAGAUAUCUCACUCCUCCGGAUGAGGAAGAGCCCAUAGAGUCUCGCCUGGAAGAAAGAGCCGUGUACAACCGGCUAGCGCAGCUGCCUCAGAGAGACCGCAAAGCCCCGUGUAAGAAUUUCUUCUGGAAGACGUUCACAUCCUGCUAACCCUGUGCUCUCUCCCAAUGCACUCUGCCCCUCCUCGAAACCUUCACAUGAACUGUGCACACCAUCACUGUACAUAUCAUUGGCACUGUCUCACUGAUGGGUCUUAAUGGACUUUACAGAUGCAGCCAGAUUGUUUAAGAUAUCGAUGAUUAUAUUUAUCUAUUUAUUGAUCUAUUGAUUUGCUAUUUAUGUAUGUUUUUUCAACAUCAUCUCAAACCAAUAAAGCAUGGUUAUGGCAGUGACUUUCAGAUAAAGGAUGUCUCAAUGUCUCAAAAUUUCCAGCUCCUAAGGAAAAAAGCAUUAAAUGAAAUAAUUUUAUCCCAAUGGAUAAAUAAACAUAUUUGCUGUGUUUUUGUGGAUUGCUUGUGAAGG
Tachysurus vachellii is the source of this 825-nucleotide messenger RNA. RefSeq names its product somatostatin family member 7 (gene sst7). Gene Ontology annotation, cellular component: extracellular region. The coding region runs from base 124 to 453 and encodes 109 amino acids. The transcript is spliced from 2 exons. NCBI's taxonomy places the organism in Eukaryota, Metazoa, Chordata, Actinopteri, Siluriformes, Bagridae. Gene Ontology annotation, biological process: regulation of cell migration. Gene Ontology annotation, molecular function: hormone activity. The record is from RefSeq and is a predicted model, not a curated record.